Diabrotica balteata is the source of this 672-nucleotide messenger RNA. Lineage: Eukaryota; Metazoa; Arthropoda; Insecta; Coleoptera; Chrysomelidae. The record is from the annotation of a GenBank genome assembly.
AUCUAUCAAACUUAUUAAAAAAAAAGAGUAUUGGAGAUAUAUUUUAUAUUAAUGGUAUUUGUUUUCAUCGUUUAAUCGUUUUAAAAUGGACGAGUCAAAGACAGUUUGGAUUGGUAAUUUAUCAAAUAAAGUUACUGAAGAACUUCUUUUUGAGCUGUUCCUUCAAGUGGCUCCCUUGGAAAAAGUAAGAAUCCCAACAGAUAAAGAAGGCAGGCAGUCCAAUUUCGCUUUUGUUACCUUCAAGCAUGAACAAUCUGUAGAAUAUGCAGUAAGGCUAUUAAAUGGAAUUAAAAUGUAUGAUAAGAGUCUUAAUAUAAAACCUAAAAACCCAAGUGCCAUCACCCAAAACCAUUUCCCUGAAAGAAACUUUAGUCAUGAUAAUCAACAUAGUUAUAUGCACAAUCAGAACCAGUUUUAUAACAAUGAAAGAGACAACAGACAAAAUAGACAAAACUUUCGUGAUAGGGAUAAUUAUAGAGAUGAUAGACACAGGGAUAAUCCUUAUUCUAGGCAUGAUGAUAGGGAUUGGUAUGACCAUAAUAGACAGAAACAGCAUUACAAUGAGAGAAGAAACAACUUUGACAGUAGAGGAAAUAAUAGGCGAAACAAUAGCUCCGAUGGCCGAUAUUUUGCAAACCAAUAAUGCAGAAACCUAAUUUGGUAUAAAGCAGG